This is a messenger RNA of Hyaloperonospora brassicae, 3054 nucleotides long. Lineage: Eukaryota; Oomycota; Peronosporomycetes; Peronosporales; Peronosporaceae. The record is from the annotation of a GenBank genome assembly.
AUGUUCAACAAGGAGCAGUCGGCCGGCCCGCCAUCGGACGCCUAUGCAAUGUACACGACGCCGUCGUCCACGGGCGUGCAGCAGCCGAGCGAGAUGGACAUUUUGCACCCAGGAGGCCGAGCGUCCAACGACCUACUGGAACGGGCCCCCAUGUCUUCGGACCAGACGGACAACUUUGAAGACAAUGUGAUCUCCGUACAUGGCUACAUGCACAAACAAGGCAAGCGCACGAUCAAGGGCCCGAUGCACAAGAGCUGGAAACGCCGCUACUUUGCACUGGAGAAGGCCAAGAUCUACUACUUCCACUCCCAUCUCGAGUGUCGGCAGUACUUUACCACUCGGAACACGGACCUCGUCGUGGGUGCAAUUGAGCUCAAGGACGCGCUGCAACUGCGUCCCUGCGCUCGGUUGGAUCUUCCGCACAAGGGCUUUGAGGUGCACACAAAGCGCCGCGUUUGGGUGCUUUGCCCUGAGACAGAGGAAGAGUACCGGCUCUGGUUCGAAGGGGUUGAAGCGGCGAUUGUGGCCUGCGGCUCGGGCAACAUUAUUGAGCGGAAGCUCCCGAACGUCCGCAAGUACUACAUGAAGGGCAUCACCACGUACCGCAUCCUGUACUUUCUCUUUAUGAUCCUGAGUCUCGUCGAGAUCUUUGGGCUGGUCUUCUGGUUCGUCGUGGGCAUCCAGCCUUGCGACUUGAGCAAUCGGACGCUAGCUUGUGAAGACGUGUACGUCAACACCCCUGACGAGCUCGACUGUCUCGCUGAUCCCAUGAGCGGGUGGUUCACGCCGCCUGACUGGUACUUGUCAUUGGCAGGUGUAGACGACGUCGCGUGCUUUCACAACCCGUCGAUUGCUCAAUGGGUGUCAUUCUUUGCUCUCAUUGUUGCCGAGCUCGUCUCCAUUGUGCUUGGUGCAUUGUACUACCUCGGCAUGUGGAAACCCGUGCGCCGUGGUGCUCACUACUUUGACGAGUUCGAUCCCAAGGUGCCCGACGAUCUGUGGCCGAAGAUUGAUGUGCUGUUGUGUCAUUACUCGGAACCGGCUGAGGAGACGAUUGACACCCUCAUGGCGUGUAUGAAUUUGCAGUACCCGCCGCACCUGUUGCAGAUUUACGUGCUGGACGACGGCUACUGCCGCACGAAGUGGACGAAGGGCAAUCCGGUUCCCGCCAUUGAGCUGAACAAGGUGAUUCUCGAAAAGUCUGGUGAUCUUCGCCAGGAAGUUGCCCAGUUCAUGUACGACCGUGUGUGCGACCCGAAUGAGGACAUGGAAGUGUACGCAUGGCGCAAGCUGCACUCAUCGGCGAACUUGCCAUCGGCAGCUCAACCGAGGGUGGUGAACCGCGCAGACUGUGCCGUAGGUUCGUUCCGUGAUGACUACCGCUACCCCGAUCUACCACACGUGACGUUUGUGGGCCGCGUGAAGCCGGAAGAGCACUUUUCCAAGGCAGGCAACAUCAACAACUGUUUGUACAACGAAGGUGCAAACGGUCGCUAUGUGCUGCUACUCGACACGGAUACGCAGCCACAUCCGAAGUUUAUACUGGCUACACUUCCGUUCUUCUUCGACGAUGAAGAUCGCCAGUCUAGAAAUAAGUACUCGUGCUCGUGCUCGGGCUGCCAAAACGUGGCAAAAAUGUGCUGCGCUUCGUGCAAAAUCGCAGGCGUUCCUGAGGAGCGCAUUAGCUACUGCUCGAAGGAAUGCUUCGAAAACGCGAUGCACGUCCAAAGCGACUUGCAUCGCCGUCAAGUGAACGGCACGUUGAGUGACACGCGUGCUACGAAGAGAGAAUUGCGCUGUGUGAAUUGCGACUCGAAACUGGGCAAGAGCGGUGUUUGCCGCAAAUGUAACACGAACAACAACAACGGCGACACAGACAUGUCGAUUUUGCACUCGUACUCGGACGAUGUGCGCGACAACGCCGUCGGGUUCGUCCAGACUCCGCAGUACUUUCGCGACUGUGUUCAACUGCAGAUUGGCGACCCGCUCGGCCACCGUAACUCGGCUUUUUACGAUGCCAUUCAGACUGGGCAAGACGGAUACGACUGUGCUUCAUUUGCUGGUACCAAUGCCUUGAUUCGUCGAGAAGCUUUGGAUUCGAUUGGCGGCAUUCAGUACGGUACGCUAACGGAGGACUGUUACACUGGUGAGCGUCUCGUGUCCAUGGGCUGGAAGGCGCUCUACUUUCGCAAGGACUUCGAAGGCGAAGCUCAUGAGCGUGUCCGUCUGGCGGAAGGCUCGAUCCCUGAUUCCGUUGCUGCAGCUAUGGCUCAGCGCAAGCGUUGGGCAAAGGGUAACUUCCAGACGGCUUUGAUGAAGAAGAACAAGAACGUGGCCGAUCCGGAAUGGAAGCGCCCGCACGUGGACAUUCCAAAGUACCGCAAGCCGAACAACUUUAUGCGACGUGUGUUCUACUUGAACUCGACUCUGUACCCGAUCGAGUCGAUUUCAGUGAUUCUUCUGUACUACGUCACGCUCUACUUCUUGUACACGGGAUAUGCCCCGAUUUUCGUGAACGGCCUGCGCGUGCUUGCGGCUUUGGUGCCAAAACUUGUUGUGCAAGGCUUGCUGACGGCUUUGAGUACACGCGGUGUGGAAAACAACGACGUGGUGCGGUCGCAAGAGACAAGGUUCGUGUACGCGUUCACCAACUUUACGGCAAUGCUUGGCGCCAUUGUGUGGAAGAUCACUGGUCGCAAGUCGAAGUGGCUCAAUAGGCACGAUGCUACGCGCGGAUCGCUGGCGGAGCUGCCGAAUGUGCUGGUUUUCUCUGGAGCAGUUUUUGGCAUCGUAUGGGCCAUGGUGCGCUACAUUGUGGCUUAUUACAAUCGCGUGUAUUCGCACGGCGACUCGAUGCUGUGCGCUGCUGUGUUGAUGGGUUUCUACAUUGCGUACAACCUCGGUCCGAGCGUGCGAAUGAGCAUUCAGGAGUACUUUGGCUGGAGCUACCAGAGUUUGAUGGAUCAAGGCAACUUUAUGGGUUCGAUCUCCAUCGCUGUGGGCCUCAUGUUCAUUGCGCUGUGGGUGCACGUGGAGAAGCCCGUGGCCGGCUAG